Danaus plexippus (monarch butterfly) is the source of this 2405-nucleotide messenger RNA. RefSeq names its product lipase member H-like. The coding region runs from base 42 to 1118 and encodes 358 amino acids. NCBI's taxonomy places the organism in Eukaryota, Metazoa, Arthropoda, Insecta, Lepidoptera, Nymphalidae. The record is from RefSeq and is a predicted model, not a curated record. The transcript has 6 exons. Gene Ontology annotation, molecular function: lipase activity.
UAUACGGUAGAUGCACGCUUGUAUUAUUUGUGCAUUUGAAAAUGAAGUCGAUAUUUAUUUUUGUAAUAUGUUUGAGUGUUUCUAUUCUCGCUGGCCGUGAUACUGGCUACCCGGCAGGCUUGAUGGCUGAAUGUCCUGGAAUGACAAAAAACACGACGUUAUCAGAGGAAACUAAGAAUUCUUUACGAGUGGUAGUGCUCUGUCCCGACAAGGGCUGGUUAGCCAGUAGAGAGGAGUCUUGUCCUUUGGACUAUAACGGAGUAGCGUGCGUGUCAAAGCAUAUCGACCUGAAGAAGAAAACACUGGUAUAUAUAAGUGGCUACCUGGACGCGUCAUUUUCUCCUAUAGUACGAGCUCUUACAAUACCUUACCUGGAGCGUGGUCGUAAUGUCAUCAUUAUGGAGAUAUAUCCCAUCCUUCAUCGCUCCUAUCCUAUUGCCGCCCGCCUCACGAAACCGCUGGGUUAUUUAUUGGGAGACUUUCUUUCUCAUCUUACCCACAAAGGUUUGUCCCAUAGUAAACUUGAACUGCUCGGCGGAAGUUUAGGAGCGCACAUAGCUUAUUAUGCGGCUACGAGAUACUAUGAGUUAACACACUUCAAACCAAACAGACUUACAGGUUUAGACCCAGCAGGUCCAUGUUUUCGUUCCUUGCCUCCUCGCGAUCGCUUCCAUUCUGCCGGCGCUCUCAAAGUAGAUGCCAUCCACACUAACAUCGAUGGUUUCGGUAUACCGGACACAAUUGGUCAUGUCGAUUUUUAUGUUAACGGCGGUGAAUUUCAACCUUCCAUGGUCUCAGAUUAUCUGCUACCUUGCUUUCAACUGUGCAGUCAUGUACGUUCAGCUAUCUACUGGCUCAUAGCGAGUUACGAGCGACAUCAGUUCGUCGGUGUCAAAUGUAAUUCUGUCGCUGAAGCGCGACACGGAAAAUGUUACUAUAGAGGCGUUGACACAAAUGUUUUGGGACCAAAGACGAAUUUCAACCGUCCAGGGAUAUAUUACCUCCCUACGACAGAAAACAAACCCUUUUACAUGGGCAAAGAAGGUCUCAAGAAGAGAAAAUACGAUGUUAAUCAUUAUUUACUACAAGUUUCCCCAGAGAAGGAUAUGAUUAUUUGAAUAAAAUUAUGAGAGGAAGCAAUAAUUGAUUAAGUUCUUCCUUACUUAAGUACAUAUAAUGCGGUGAUUGCGUGUUAAGACUUUUAAUAAGUAAAUUAUUAAUAAAAAAAAAAUAGGGUUGAAUAUGGAAUAAAAAAAAAAUUCAAACAAAAAUUGUAUUAGAAAAGUUUAUUAAACCGAUACAAACAGGUUUGUAAACAACGAAAAGGGCUUAUUAUGAUUCCAUCGGGUGAUUACAAACAGGACAUACAAAACUGUCUAAAAUCUAUAUACAAGUUAAUAUUUAUUAUCUAUAUUAUAUAAAUAUGCUCCUUCUAUUUUGAGCAAUACUGGAAGCCAUGAUGCGGCGACGGGGAACACCCGUCCCAUACUAAAAGCGGUAAAAUACUCGGUUACGAUCAAUAUAAUGGGCAGUAGAAAUUAAUACAAUAUUUAAAAUGCAUCUAUAAUACCAAUAAAUGUACAUAUGCUAGAAAAAUAAUAUUCAAUCCACAAAUGAUAAAUAUAACACAGCAACACUAAGCUAACAUAUAGAGAACGCUCAAAACCUUUACAGUCAGAUCUAAAAACUAAACACGCUGUAUAUAGCGCAGACCAUAUAGAGUGAACUCCACAGACAUCCGUCAGCUACGAAGUACCACAGACCGUAAAAUAUUAACAAAUGCUCAUAUAAAAAUAUAUAUAAUCUGGAAUGUGAGAAAUAAACCAAUCGAUUGAUCAAUGGCUGUCCGCGGGAUGGCCUUUGAGAGGCUGAAGUUUGACAUUAUACUGGAAACUUACUACUGAGACAAAACAGUUCGAAAUGAAGCAGAAAUAAAGUUGUUAUAGAAAUUACAUUAUAAAUAAUAUUAUAACAAGAAAUGUGUGUGUAUGGGGGGCUUCAUGUUAUUAACUAUUAAUUUAGACGAGAAACAUAACGAAUAUCAGAUACUCCUUAUACAGUCAGUUCCGACAUAUUUUGACAUAUUUCAGAUAAAUUCUAGUAAUCAACUUUCAGUUUACGCAGGAACUUUCUCGUUUCAUUAUUAACAAAGUUUAUUUUAGUAUUGAUAUAGUAUGUAUAGAAUAGAAUCAUUUUUUUAAGUAGAAAAUUUAAGGUACAAUAGACUUUAAGCAUUCUGUCGUAAGGUUGUUAUUUGAAUGGAUUCCUGUUCACUUUAAAUUUCAUGUGUUUUAAGCGACCAGUGCUCAGACAGUCUUCAGCUAAUUCAUUUCUAAUGCACGUCGGUAACCUUUUGAAAUACAAACAAUACAGUCGCUAGGUAUCUGCAUGAUUUAAUAGAAAAA